Messenger RNA from Lentinula edodes (shiitake mushroom), 954 nucleotides. RefSeq lists its product as uncharacterized. The transcript is spliced from 2 exons. The coding region runs from base 1 to 954 and encodes 317 amino acids. The record is from RefSeq and is a predicted model, not a curated record. NCBI's taxonomy places the organism in Eukaryota, Fungi, Basidiomycota, Agaricomycetes, Agaricales, Omphalotaceae.
AUGGAAAACAGAAAGGUCGCCAUUUUCCCCGCCUCUGGCAAGCUCGGUGGAAGCUUAAUGAAGCACGCCCUCCGACUAAUACCUGCUCAUCAUAUCGUCCUGAUCUCUCGUUAUCCCACCAAAAUCCCAGAAAGUUAUCGUGAUGCUGGUGUGAUAGUUCGAGCUGCCGACUACGACUCCCUAAAGACACUGGAGAAUGCAUUUUCGCAAGUGAAAACCCUGUUUCUCAUAUCUUAUCCUACAUUCCAACAUGAACAUCGCACCAAGGCGCAUAAAUUGGCGAUUGAUUCCGCUCUCGAAAGCGGAGUGAAGCACAUCUUCUACACUUCUUUGGCGUUCGCAGGCGGUGGCGACCAUUCGGUCGCACACGUCAUGCAGGCCCACCUCGACACAGAGAAGUAUCUCGCGCACUUGGCCAGCGAGAACCCAUCCUUCUCUUACACCUCUAUUCGCGAAGGUCUAUAUUCGGAGUCUUUCCCCAUUUACACAGCGUUCUUCAACAUAAAAGGUACGUCUACUAGUGAGAUCCUCAUUCCGCACGACGGUCAAGCACCCGGUCUGGCUUGGGCGAAACUAGACGAGCUUGGUGAAGCUUCGGCUCUGCUUCUGGCUAGAUUCUAUGCCGCUCCUGACCACUUUUCGGACAAGAACCGGGUUUUGCUGCUGUCGGGCCCUCGUGAAUGGUCUCUUAACGAGACCGUGCAGGCCCUCAGUCGAAUUGUAGAAAGAGAGGUAUCAAUCCGCCACGUAUCUGUGGAUGAGUACGCCGCUCAGCCAUCCAUUGAAUCUGGUCUUACGAUUAAUGGUAUAAAAAUGGCAAAGCAAUGGGCAACUGCAUAUGAUGCCAUUCGCAAUGGGGAGACAAGAGUGGUUUCAUCUUUACUCAGAGACAUUCUUGGGCGUGAGCCAGAGGAUUUUGAGACAACCAUUCGAGCAAUAGCGACGCAACGAUGA